Messenger RNA from Zymoseptoria tritici IPO323, 1822 nucleotides. RefSeq lists its product as uncharacterized. Lineage: Eukaryota; Fungi; Ascomycota; Dothideomycetes; Mycosphaerellales; Mycosphaerellaceae. The transcript has 4 exons. The record is from RefSeq and is a predicted model, not a curated record. The coding region runs from base 191 to 1822 and encodes 543 amino acids.
CUAUCGCUUACUGACGGUUCGUCUGAUCUAAUGUGUUCUGUGAUCUCAGCAUGGAUGGUUCCCGCGUUGCUCAUCGAUUCAAGACAAGAUACUGAACCAGGCGAACGCGAACGCAUGAGUAUACGCUUAGCAACUCCCCGUCCUUUCAUGCUAUGAGAUCACCGUCUGUGUUCAUUCAAUCCUUUCUGACAUGAGCACUGAACACAGCUACCUCGCUGUUGGGAAGCAGAAGAGGGAGCAGAGGGCAAGCAAGAUUCCAGGGGCAUGGAGACUGGAUGCGAAGGCGACAUUUGGCCAGAAUGUGCUCGAUGUGCCAUCAACAUGUGGUGUGCUUACCUCGAGGGAACUGGAAAUUACAGGCACCAAUGACGCUCUCGACAUAAUGCGGAAGAUCCGAGACGAGAGCUAUACUGCCGAGGAAGUGACCAGAGCAUUUUGUAAACGGGCUGCAGUAGCACAGCAAGUAACAAAUUGCCUUACCGAAAUCUUCUUCGAUGAAGCCAUUGCUCGUGCGCAAGAACUCGACAGAGAUCGUGCCGCCAAUCCAGAACAGCCACUUCGACCGCUUCACGGCCUCCCGAUCUCUCUCAAGGACAGUUUCAGGAUUCCGGGAUAUGAUUCCACCACCGGACUGAUCUGCUGGACCAACCAGCCAGAUACAGAGUAUUCCGCACUUCCAGUCCUCCUUUUAGACCUUGGAGCUGUACUCUAUUGCAAGACAAAUGUUCCACAGACCAUGAUGACGGCAGACUCCGACAACAACGUCUUCGGCAGGACGCUGAACCCAGCCAACGCGAAAUUGACAGCGGGAGGCUCAACCGGUGGCGAGGGAGCGCUGAUCGCCAUGAGAGGAAGUGUCCUAGGCGUCGGUACAGAUAUUGCAGGCAGCAUCCGCAUUCCAAGUGUGUGCAAUGGGAUCUAUGGUUUCCGCCCUAGUUCUGGCAUCAUUCCGGAGGGAGGGCAAAAAGACCCAGCGCCUUCGGGUCUGCCAGGUAUACUGCCCGUAGCAGGCCCCUUGGCAUCUUCCCUUCGAAGUGCCACGUACUUCACGAAAGUCAUCAUGCAGGCUGAGCCCUGGCGUUAUGAUCCUUCCUGCAACCACAUCCAUUGGAAAGGCGCACCCGUACACGACAAGAUCCGUGUUGGGCUGUUCAGCGAUGAUGGGCUUUAUACGCCGUGGCCUCCGAUACGAAGGACCAUCAAGGAAGUCGCGGCAAGACUCGAGCAAGCGAACUACGAGAUUGUUCCUCUGCGCCUUCCUCAUGUGCAGGAAGCAUUGAAUAUAGCGCACCGAAUGUACGCCCUUGAUGGCUGCAAGUACGUUCAAGCUCUCUUGAAAGCCGGCGGCGAACCUCCAGUCGAAAGUGUAAGCAGGAUCAACCUCGCCGGUAUCCCAUCGGCUACUCUCGAGGAGUUUGUCUCUUGGAACACCACCCGCAGUCGUAUAGAGCAUGUGUACCACAAGCUAUGGCUCGACAACAAGCUGGAUGCUAUGCUGCUCCCAGGAGCCCCGACCACAGCGACGCCAUUCGAUACAUGGGGCCCUAUCACCUAUACUGCUUUGUGGAAUUUGCUGGAUUAUCCCGCCAUUAUCAUUCCGACAGGCAAAGUCCAUUCGGAGGACGUGGCUGAUGCGAUUGAGAAUGCCAAAUAUGGCGAGGCAGAUGAGAAGAAUUACAAGUUGUAUACAGGGCCGCAAGACUUCGUCGAUGCUCCGCUGGCAGUCCAAGUCGUAGGAAUGCGACAAGAAGACGAAUCUCUGCUCCAGAUCGCCGGAUCCAUCGACGCCAUCCUCAACAACAGACCGCAAUUGAGUGGCUAG